Hydatigera taeniaeformis is the source of this 1029-nucleotide messenger RNA. Lineage: Eukaryota; Metazoa; Platyhelminthes; Cestoda; Cyclophyllidea; Taeniidae. The record is from the annotation of a GenBank genome assembly.
AUGGCCCGUCCAAAUGAAAUAAAUAUCGCCACUUCCAGCGAGGGUACUAAUGUCCAUAAGUUUUUCAGCAAAAAUGCGUUAACAGACAUGUCAAUUCAACAAGGUGAAAAAGUUGAGCAAGCAACUCCUUCAAGCCCGACAGAGAGUAAAUCCACUGUAAAGACAACCUCACUGCAUUGUAAAAGUCACUUUUCCCCUGAAGUAGUAGAGUACUCGUCAAAUGGAGUGCGAUCCUCCAUCAGAUUUGAUUUACCUCUCUCCUCUCCCUCCUCCUUCUCAUCUCUAUCAACGCUUACGUCAAUUUCGGGUUUGUCCAAUGGAAAUGUGAAGGACUCUACUGCAGUCCAUCCGUCUGCAAACCUUAAAUUCCUGCGCAGUGUUCACAAGCGCACAAAACGAAAACGAAGGCUUCGCAAAUGCCUGCGCAUCUUCCAUUAUAUUUUUGUUUAUGGUCUACCCAUUGGCGGAGUGAUUCUUGGCAUCGCUGGAAUCCUCUUAGGUCAUUUCCUACGCAUUGAACCCAUUUUUGUGGGUAGUUGCCUACUUCUCAUAACCGCCUUUGGGUUAAUGCUGCAGUCGUGUUUCUGGAAACGCAGUCUGCCCAACAAAUUCCGUCCCAAAGAAAUUCCAUUCAAUAUGCCUCAAGAUGACAGUUUAGUGUCAAGGUCCAAUGACCCGUUUGAUCAUGAGACCGAUAAGAGCGCUGGCUCAGACACUAGUGAACAGCCAGUCAAAUCGCCUGCUAUGGAUCCAGCUCAGGUUCGGCGGCUAAGCAUGGCGUUGAAUAGAGCCACAGCUGAGUUAUCCGCCGCCAGACAAAUCACCUCAGUCACUGGGGCCGGAAGCGGUGUUCUCAAUCUCGCACGUAGAUUGACCAUGGGUCCGAUGCAAUUCGGCGAUUACAGUGGUAUGCGGGAAUUGGAGUCCGGCAACGGAUGGAUUGCUGGUAGAUUCCCCCAAGGCGUACGACGAGGUCUCGCCUGGAAUGACACAGGCGCCUCCAGAUUUUAUGCAUCAAACUAUGAUUAA